Messenger RNA from Schistocerca nitens (vagrant locust), 8175 nucleotides. Its product is annotated as trichohyalin-like. The record is from RefSeq and is a predicted model, not a curated record. The coding region runs from base 1 to 8175 and encodes 2724 amino acids. Lineage: Eukaryota; Metazoa; Arthropoda; Insecta; Orthoptera; Acrididae. The transcript is spliced from 4 exons.
AUGCUGUUGCAGUGGAGUCUCAUCAGAAAAUCAGAAACAGCUGCGCAGAAGCGGCUGCGCAGGAACAGCUGCGCAGAAGCGGCUGCGCAGAAGCGGCUGCGCACAAGCGGCUGCGCACAAGCGGCUGCGCACAAGCGGCUGCGCACAAGCGGCUGCGCACAAGCGGCUGCGCAGAAGCGGCUCCGCAGAAGCGGCUGCGCAGAAGCGGCUGCGCAGAAGCGGCUGCGCAGAAGCGGCUGCGCAGAAGCGGCUGCGCAGAAGCGGCUGCGCAGAAGCGGCUGCGCAGAAGCGGCUGCGCAGAAGCGGCUGCGCAGAAGCGGCUGCGCAGAAGCGGCUGCGCAGAAGCGGCUGCGCAGAAGCGGCUGCGCAGAAGCGGCUGCGCAGAAGCGGCUGCGCAGAAGCGGCUGCGCAGAAACGGCUGCGCAGAAACGGCUGCGCAGAAACGGCUGCGCAGCAGCAGCUGCGCAGAAGCAGCUGCGCAGAAACAGCUGCGCAGAUGCAGCUGCGCAGAAACAGCUGCGCAGAAACAGCUGCGAAGAAACAGCUGCGAAGAAGCGGCUGCGCAGAAGCGGCUGCGCAGAAGCGGCUGCGCAGAAGCGGCUGCGCAGAAGCGGCUGCGCGGAAGCGGCUGCGCGGAAGCGGCUGCGCGGAAGCGGCUGCGCGGAAGCGGCUGCGCGGAAACGGCUGCGCGGAAGCGGCUGCGCGGAAGCGGCUGCGCGGAAGCGGCUGCGCGGAAGCGGCUGCGCGGAAGCGGCUGCGCGGAAGCGGCUGCGCGGAAGCGGCUGCGCGGAAGCGGCUGCGCGGAAGCGGCUGCGCGGAAGCGGCUGCGCGGAAGCGGCUGCGCGGAAGCGGCUGCGCAGAAGCGGCUGCGCGGAAGCGGCUGCGCAGAAGCGGCUGCGCAGAAGCGGCUGCGCAGAAGCGGCUGCGCAGGAACAGCUGCGCAGAAACAACUGCGCAGAAACAACUGCGCAGAAACAGCUGCGCAGGAACAGCUGCGCAGAAACAGCUGCGCAGAAACAGCUGCGCAGAAACAGCUUCGCAGAAACAGCUGCGCAGGAACAGCUGCGCAGGAACAGGUGCGCAGGAACAGGUGCGCAGGAACAGGUGCGCAGAAACAGCUGCGCAGGAACAGCUGCGCAGAAACAACUGCGCAGAAACAACUGCGCAGAAACAGCUGCGCAGGAACAGCUGCGCAGAAACAGCUGCGCAGAAACAGCUGCGCAGAAACAGCUUCGCAGAAACAGCUGCACAGGAACAGCUGCGCAGGAACAGGUGCGCAGGAACAGGUGCGCAGGAACAGGUGCGGAGGAACAGGUGCGCAGGAACAGCUGCGCAGGAACAGGUGCGCAGGAGCAGGUGCGCAGGAACAGCUGCGCAGGAACAGCUGCGCAGGAACAGCUGCGCAGGAACAGCUGCGCAGGAACAGCUGCGCAGGAACAGGUGCGCAGGAACAGGUGCGCAGGAACAGCUGCGCAGAAACAGCUGCGCAGAAACAGCUGCGCAGAAACAGCUGCACAGAAACAGCUGCGCAGAAACAGCUGCGCAGAAACAGCUGCGCAGAAACAGCUGCGCAGAAACAGCUGCGCAGAAACAGAUGCGAAGAAACAGCUGCGCAGAAACAGCUGCGCAGAAACAGCUGCGCAGAAACAGCGGCGCAGAAACAGGGGCGCAGAAACAGCUGCGCAGGAACAGCUGCGCAGAAACAGCUGCGCAGAAACAGCUGCGCAGGAACAGCUGCGCAGGAACAGCUGCGCAGAAACAGCUGCGCAGAAACAGCUGCGCAGAAACAGCUGCGCAGGAACAGCUGCGCAGGAACAGCUGCGCAGAAACAGCUGCGCAGAAACAGCUGCGCAGAAACAGCUGCGCAGAAACAGCUGCGCAGAAACAGCUGCGCAGGAACAGCUGCGCAGAAACAGCUGCGCAGAAACAGCUGCGCAGAAACAGCUGCGCAGAAACAGCUGCGCAGAAACAGCUGCGCAGAAACAGCUGCGCAGAAACAGCUGCGCAGAGACAGCUGCGCAGAAACAGCUGCCCAGAGACAGCUGCGCAGAAACAGCUGCGCAGAAACAGCUGCGCAGAAACAGCUGCGCAGAAACAGCUGCGCAGAAACAGCUGCGCAGAAACAGCUGCGCAGAAACAGCUGCGCAGAAACAGCUGCGCAGAAACAGCUGCGCAGAAACAGCGGCGCAGAAACAGCGGCGCAGAAACAGCGGCGCAGAAACACUCUAUAGCCUCUGGUUACAGGAGCGUACCUCCAUGUUCAAUGUUUUUUGGGCAGUUGAACAUGUAAAGUUGAAUCUCGAACAGCUGCGCAGAAGCGGCUGCGCAGAAGCGGCUGCGCAGAAGCGGCUGCGCAGAAGCGGCUGCGCAGAAGCGGCUGCGCAGAAGCGGCUGCGCAGAAACGGUUGCGCAGAAACGGCUGCGCAGAAGCGGCUGCGCAGAAGCGGCUGCGCAGAAGCGGCUGCGCAGAAGCGGCUGCGCAGAAACGGCUGCGCAGAAACGGCUGCGCAGAAACGGCUGCGCAGAAACGGCUGCGCAGAAACGGCUGCGCAGAAGCGGCUGCGCAGAAGCGGCUGCGCAGAAGCGGCUGCGCAGAAGCGGCUGCGCAGAAGCGGCUGCGCAGAAGCGGCUGCGCGGAAACGGCUGCGCGGAAGCGGCUGCGCGGAAGCGGCUGCGCGGAAGCGGCUGCGCGGAAGCGGCUGCGCGGAAGCGGCUGCGCGGAAGCGGCUGCGCGGAAGCGGCUGCGCGGAAGCGGCUGCGCGGAAGCGGCUGCGCAGAAGCGGCUGCGCGGAAGCGGCUGCGCAGAAGCGGCUGCGCAGAAGCGGCUGCGCAGAAGCGGCUGCGCAGGAACAGCUGCGCAGAAACAACUGCGCAGAAACAACUGCGCAGAAACAGCUGCGCAGGAACAGCUGCGCAGAAACAGCUGCGCAGAAACAGCUGCGCAGAAACAGCUUCGCAGAAACAGCUGCGCAGGAACAGCUGCGCAGGAACAGGUGCGCAGGAACAGGUGCGCAGGAACAGGUGCGCAGAAACAGCUGCGCAGGAACAGCUGCGCAGAAACAACUGCGCAGAAACAACUGCGCAGAAACAGCUGCGCAGGAACAGCUGCGCAGAAACAGCUGCGCAGAAACAGCUGCGCAGAAACAGCUUCGCAGAAACAGCUGCGCAGGAACAGCUGCGCAGGAACAGGUGCGCAGGAACAGGUGCGCAGGAACAGGUGCGGAGGAACAGGUGCGCAGGAACAGCUGCGCAGGAACAGGUGCGCAGGAGCAGGUGCGCAGGAACAGCUGCGCAGGAACAGCUGCGCAGGAACAGCUGCGCAGGAACAGCUGCGCAGGAACAGCUGCGCAGGAACAGGUGCGCAGGAACAGGUGCGCAGGAACAGCUGCGCAGAAACAGCUGCGCAGAAACAGCUGCGCAGAAACAGCUGCACAGAAACAGCUGCGCAGAAACAGCUGCGCAGAAACAGCUGCGCAGAAACAGCUGCGCAGAAACAGCUGCGCAGAAACAGCUGCGCAGAAACAGAUGCGAAGAAACAGCUGCGCAGAAACAGCUGCGCAGAAACAGCUGCGCAGAAACAGCGGCGCAGAAACAGUGGCGCAGAAACAGCUGCGCAGGAACAGCUGCGCAGAAACAGCUGCGCAGAAACAGCUGCGCAGGAACAGCUGCGCAGGAACAGCUGCGCAGAAACAGCUGCGCAGAAACAGCUGCGCAGAAACAGCUGCGCAGGAACAGCUGCGCAGGAACAGCUGCGCAGAAACAGCUGCGCAGAAACAGCUGCGCAGAAACAGCUGCGCAGAAACAGCUGCGCAGAAACAGCUGCGCAGGAACAGCUGCGCAGAAACAGCUGCGCAGAAACAGCUGCGCAGAAACAGCUGCGCAGAAACAGCUGCGCAGAAACAGCUGCGCAGAAACAGCUGCGCAGAAACAGCUGCGCAGAGACAGCUGCGCAGAAACAGCUGCCCAGAGACAGCUGCGCAGAAACAGCUGCGCAGAAACAGCUGCGCAGAAACAGCUGCGCAGAAACAGCUGCGCAGAAACAGCUGCGCAGAAACAGCUGCGCAGAAACAGCUGCGCAGAAACAGCUGCGCAGAAACAGCUGCGCAGAAACAGCGGCGCAGAAACAGCGGCGCAGAAACAGCGGCGCAGAAACACUCUAUAGCCUCUGCUGCGCAGAAGCGGCUGCGCAGGAACAGCUGCGCAGAAGCGGCUGCGCAGAAGCGGCUGCGCAGAAGCGGCUGCGCAGAAGCGGCUGCGCAGAAGCGGCUGCGCAGAAACGGUUGCGCAGAAACGGCUGCGCAGAAGCGGCUGCGCAGAAGCGGCUGCGCAGAAGCGGCUGCGCAGAAGCGGCUGCGCAGAAACGGCUGCGCAGAAACGGCUGCGCAGAAACGGCUGCGCAGAAACGGCUGCGCAGAAACGGCUGCGCAGAAGCGGCUGCGCAGAAGCGGCUGCGCAGAAGCGGCUGCGCAGAAGCGGCUGCGCAGAAGCGGCUGCGCAGAAGCGGCUGCGCAGAAGCGGCUGCGCAGAAGCGGCUGCGCACAAGCGGCUGCGCACAAGCGGCUGCGCAGAAGCGGCUGCGCAGAAACGGCUGCGCAGAAACGGCUGCGCAGCAGCAGCUGCGCAGAAGCAGCUUCGCAGAAGCAGCUGCGCAGAAACAGCUGCGCAGAUGCAGCUGCGCAGAAACAGCUGCGCAGAAACAGCUGCGCAGAAACGGCUGCGCAGAAACGGCUGCGCAGAAACGGCUGCGCAGAAGCGGCUGCGCAGAAGCGGCUGCGCAGAAGCGGCUGCGCAGAAGCGGCUGCGCGGAAGCGGCUGCGCGGAAGCGGCUGCGCGGAAACGGCUGCGCGGAAGCGGCUGCGCGGAAGCGGCUGCGCAGAAGCGGCUGCGCAGAAGCGGCUGCGCAGAAGCGGCUGCGCAGAAACGGCUGCGCAGAAACGGCUGCGCAGAAACGUAUGCGCAGAAACGGCUGCGCAGAAACGGCUGCGCAGAAACGGCUGCGCAGAAACGGCUGCGCAGAAACGGCUGCGCAGAAACGGCUGCGCAGAAACGGCUGCGCAGAAACGGCUGCGCAGAAACGGCUGCGCAGAAACGGCUGCGCAGAAACGGCUGCGCAGAAACGGCUGCGCAGAAACGGCUGCGCAGAAACGGCUGCGCAGAAACGGCUGCGCAGAAACGGCUGCGCAGAAACGGCUGCGCAGAAACAGCUGCGCAGAAACAGCUGCGCAGAAAGAGCUGCGCAGAAACAGCUGCGCAGAAACAGCUGCGCAGAAGCAGCUGCGCAGAAGCAGCUGCGCAGAAACAGCUGCGCAGAAACAGCUGCGCAGAAACAGUGCGCAGAAACAGCUGCGCAGAAACAGCUGCGCAGAAACAGCUGCGCAGAUACAGCUGCGCAGAUACAGCUGCACAGAUACAGCUGCGCAGAUACAGCUGCGCAGAAACAGCUGCGCAGAUACAGCUGCGCAGAAACAGCUGCGCAGAAACAGCUGCGCAGAAACAGCUGCGCAGAAACAGCUGCACAGAAACAGCUGCGCAGGAACAGCUGCGCAGAAACAGCUGCGCAGAAACAGCUGCGCAGGAACAGCUGCGCAGGAACAGCUGCGCAGAAACAGCUGCGCAGAAACAGCUGCGCAGGAACAGCUGCGCAGGAACAGCUGCGCAGGAACAGCUGCGCAGGAACAGCUGCGCAGGAACAGCUGCGCAGAAACAGCUGCGCAGGAACAGCUGCGCAGGAACAGCUGCGCAGGAACAGCUGCGCAGAAACAGCUGCGCAGGAACAGCUGCGCAGGAACAGCUGCGCAGGAACAGCUGCGCAGAAACAGCUGCGCAGAAACAGCUGCGCAGAAACAGCUGCGCAGGAACAGCUGCGCAGAAACAGCUGCGCAGAAACAGCUGCGCAGGAACAGCUGCGCAGAAACAGCUGCGCAGAAACAGCUGCGCAGAAACAGCUGCGCAGAAACAGCUGCGCAGAAACAGCGGCGCAGAAACAGCGGCGCAGAAACAGCGGCGCAGAAACAGCGGCGCAGAAACAGCGGCGCAGAAACACUCUAUAGCCUCCGGUUACAGGAGCGUACCUCCAUGUUCAAUGUUUUUUGGGCAGUUGAACAUAAGCGGCUGCGCAGAAGCGGCUGCGCAGAAGCGGCUGCGCAGAAGCGGCUGCGCAGAAGCGGCUGCGCAGAAGCGGCUGCGCAGAAGCGGCUGCGCAGAAGCGGCUGCGCAGAAGCGGCUGCGCAGAAGCGGCUGCGCAGAAGCGGCUGCGCAGAAGCGGCUGCGCAGAAGCGGCUGCGCAGAAGCGGCUGCGCAGAAGCGGCUGCGCAGAAGCGGCUGCGCAGAAGCGGCUGCGCAGAAGCGGCUGCGCAGAAGCGGCUGCGCAGAAGCGGCUGCGCAGAAGCGGCUGCGCAGAAGCGGCUGCGCAGAAGCGGCUGCGCAGAAACGGCUGCGCAGAAACGGCUGCGCAGAAACGGCUGCGCAGAAACGGCUGCGCAGAUACGGCUGCGCAGAAACGGCUGCGCAGAAACGGCUGCGCAGAAACGGCUGUGCAGAAACGGCUGCGCAGAAACGGCUGCGCAGGAACGGCUGCGCAGGAACGGCUGCGCAGGAACGGCUGCGCAGGAACGGCUGCGCAGGAACGGCUUCGCAGGAACGGCUUCGCAGGAACGGCUGCGCAGAAGCGGCUGCGCAGAAGCGGCUGCGCAGAAGCGGCUGCGCAGAAGCGGCUGCGCAGAAACGGCUGCGCAGGAACGGCUGCGCAGAAACGGCUGCGCAGAAACGGCUGCGCAGAAACGGCUGCGCAGAAACGGCUGCGCAGAAACGGCUGCGCAGAAACGGCUGCGCAGAAACGACUGCGCAGAAACGGCUGCGCAGAAGCGGCUGCGCAGAAGCGGCUGCGCAGAAUCGGCUGCGCAGAAGCAGCUGCGCAGAAGCAGCUGCGCAGAAGCAGCUGCGCAGAAGCAGCUGCGCAGAAGCAGCUGCGCAGAAACAGCUGCGCAGAAACAGCUGCGCAGAUACAGCUGCGCAGAUACAGCUGCGCAGAUACAGCUGCGCAGAAACGGCUGCGCAGAAACGGCUGCGCAGAAGCGGCUGCGCAGAAGCGGCUGCGCAGAAGCGGCUGCGCAGAAGCGGCUGCGCAGAUACGGCUGCGCAGAAACGGCUGCGCAGAAACGGCUGCGCAGAAACGGCUGCGCAGAAACGGCUGCGCAGAAACGGCUGCGCAGUAACGGCUGCGCAGAAACGGCUGCGCAGAAACGGCUGCGCAGAAACGUAUGCGCAGAAACGGCUGCGCAGAAACGGCUGCGCAGAAACGGCUGCGCAGAAACGGCUGCGCAGAAACGGCUGCGCAGAAACGGCUGCGCAGAAACGGCUGCGCAGAAACGGCUGCGCAGAAACGGCUGCGCAGAAACGGCUGCGCAGAAACGGCUGCGCAGAAACGGCUGCGCAGAAACGGCUGCGCAGAAACGGCUGCGCAGAAACGGCUGCGCAGAAACAGCUGCGCAGAAACAGCUGCGCAGAAACAGCUGCGCAGAAACAGCUGCGCAGAAACAGCUGCGCAGAAACAGCUGCGCAGAAGCAGCUGCGCAGAAACAGCUGCGCAGAAGCAGCUGCGCAGAAACAGCUGCGCAGAAACAGCUGCGCAGAAACAGCUGCGCAGAAACAGUGCGCAGAAACAGCUGCGCAGAAACAGCUGCGCAGAAACAGCUGCGCAGAAACAGCUGCGCAGAUACAGCUGCGCAGAUACAGCUGCGCAGAUACAGCUGCGCAGAAACAGCUGCGCAGAAACAGCUGCGCAGAAACAGCUGCGCAGAAACAGCUGCGCAGAAACAGCUGCGCAGAAACAGCUGCGCAGAAACAGCUGCGCAGGAACAGCUGCGCAGGAACAGCUGCACAGAAACAGCUGCGCAGAAACAGCUGCGCAGAAACAGCUGCGCAGGAACAGCUGCGCAGGAACAGCUGCGCAGAAACAGCUGCGCAGGAACAGCUGCGCAGGAACAGCUGCGCAGGAACAGCUGCGCAGGAACAGCUGCGCAGGAACAGCUGCGCAGGAACAGCUGCGCAGGAACAGCUGCGCAGGAACAGCUGCGCAGGAACAGCUGCGCAGAAACAGCUUCGCAGAAACAGCUGCGCAGAAACAGCGGCGCAGAAACAGCGGCGCAGAAACAGCGGCGCAGAAACACUCUAUAG